Messenger RNA from Symbiodinium pilosum, 1503 nucleotides. Lineage: Eukaryota; Dinophyceae; Suessiales; Symbiodiniaceae. The record is from the annotation of a GenBank genome assembly.
AUGGAAGUACAUGCGGAGGAGUAUGUCGACUUGUGCAUCUCAAGGGCCGACGCCAACUCAGAUGGAAAGAUCGACUUGGAUGAGUUUGUCCACCUUCUUGUCCUCCACCUGCCAGACGCUCGUAUUGCGGCAGAUGCGGAGUUCGUGACCAAUCCACAGGAAUGCCUCAGGCGUUGGUCCCAGGAGCGAGCGCAACGGCUCGCGAAGAGGGUUCUAAAAGCCACUUUGGACCGCAUGGGCAUGCAAAGACUGGCGAUUUGUACAAGCGUUACGCUUGGUGCUGGCAUGGUUGAAGCCAUGCUGCUGGUGAAUUGGUCACACCCGGCUGCCUUUCUUUUCCUCCUGCGCUAUGCAACAGAACAGCUUCUACCAUCUGUUGUAUGGUUGACACAGGAUCCUGCUCUGGUUGCCAAUGCCAUGGGGUACAGCGCUACAGAAAUACUGCUUCAGAUUGAUGACCCAGUUGAGAAAGCUUCAAGGCUGCUGGCAGCUGGACAGUGUCAUGCAGUGCGCUCAGUAGCAGCUGGAUUUGGAUUGCUGGGUCAGUUGUUCCGGUUUGCCCAAAUAACGACGACUACCAGGAAGCAGUUUGACGAGCGGGUGGAAAAAGGUGAAGAACCGCCCUUGUCCUCCGGUCCCGAGGAGCGGGUCAUUCGGCUCUGUGGCGACUUCUCUUUUGCUACAUACACGACUGCAUCAAGAAAGGGGAAGUAUCACGUCCUGCCCGUUCUAGACCCAAGCAGCAUGAGAAUGCUGGCCGAGAAAAUUACAUUCGGCUUUAGAUAUCCCCUCUUCCUCGGCGUGAAGACCAAGCUUUGGGGACAGCCGGAACAGAAGAUUUUCUGCCUUGAGGUGGACGGAACGGAGAGAACAGAGAUCCUGCUCUUUGGCCGUGCCCGGAAAAUUGGAAUUGCGCAAGCAAGCAACGCCUUCCGCGCCAUCUCUGCUGUGGUAAUCCAAAGCCUCUCAAAGCAAGGCGUGGACAUAUCGUCAAUUCGUUUGCUGCGGGUGUAUUUGGGCGACAGCCACGAACUUGCAGUGACAGGUCCUCGCACCUAUUUCCGACGACCCGUUUCCAACCUUCUGCUUCGAGACCAGCUGUCCGGUGACACUGCCCAUGUGGUCGACCAAGUGUCAGCAGUAAAGGUCCAAAAGUCGAUGGGCCAGCCGCUGCCCAGGCUGAUUCACUAUCCAUCCACAGCAGAGACAGUGAAUGCGGCUUACGCCCUAGCACGCCUUGACAAGAACAGCUGCGACCCGAAGCAGACGCUCAUUCUGUGCGAACGAGAUUGGGGAGCGCAGCAGGUCAGAGAGUUGAAUGCUGGCUUCCAGGUGCUGUCUGCUGCUGAGAUCAUUGAUGACUUGCUUCGCGAGGUUCGCCAAUGGGCGCGGCAUGGCUUUUCAGGCCGCGAGAUUCAAUCUGAACUCGAUCGGCGUGACGCUGUAACCCUGAAGCUCCUCAGGAGUGCCAUGCACGCAAGCGCUUCCAGUGUACAGAAGUGA